This is a messenger RNA of Kwoniella botswanensis, 732 nucleotides long. RefSeq lists its product as uncharacterized. The transcript has 5 exons. NCBI's taxonomy places the organism in Eukaryota, Fungi, Basidiomycota, Tremellomycetes, Tremellales, Cryptococcaceae. The record is from RefSeq and is a predicted model, not a curated record. Bases 1 to 732 code for a protein of 243 amino acids.
AUGAAUACUUCGGCUUUCUUUGAGAAAAGAGUGGGUUGGACAAAGUAUACGAUCAUCUUGAUAUUAUUAGUAAUCAGCUUCAUCAUUGACCUGAUCAUUUCCAUACCCACACUCACAACCACACCGAAACUCAGCGGUAUCAGAGCCACCUCGUCCGUUCAGGUGCCAUCUUCAGAUAGGAUAGGGAUGGAAUGGGUGGGAAUCGGGAUAGGAAUAGGUGCAUCUGAGGGAUGUAUGUGGUACGGGAAAGACAAUCGUCUAAGUCGAUAUACAUUGAACUUCCAGCCAUCCUCACGAUUCUUACACCUCCCAUCUAAUCAGAAUGUAACCAAUCAUUUCCCUGUUGGUCGGAUCAUGGCGAGCGCCCACAUCAAUACUGCUAUGCAGGCUGUGGUUACGACUUCAUUCGGGCUAGGACCAUUCUUUCCUCGACUAUUUCCUUUCACGAUCGUUCUCCUCCCUUUCACAGUAUUCAUGUCGAUCUUCUCUGCUGUAUCCCUCUUGAUAGUUUCCGGUCAGGUGGGAUAUCACCUCAAAUACUCUAUACCGAAGUUUGAGGUGAAUUGGGGUUUGAGUUGUAUAUUGCCAUUCGUAGUUGUCUUCUUACAGCUAGUUCUGUCCAUCUACAUUGGAGUCUUGAGGUGUAUGAUGCCAAAGAUAAAUCCGCCACCACCUGAUCUGGCUGACGAAGUCGAACUUGACCCGAGACCCAGGGAAAAUAAUUUAGGUUGA